CCCUUUUGCCUUACCGCAGCUACAUAUAUAAAUAAAGUUACGGUAAACGGAACCCUAAGUCUUUCCUCAUUUUUUAGGGUUUUGCGAAACAGAGACAGGAACCGGCCGACGACAAUGGCGAGGAUCAAGGUUCACGAGCUUAGGCAGAAGUCGAAGGCUGAUCUGUUGAACCAGCUGAAGGAUCUGAAGGCCGAGCUCGCACUCCUGCGCGUCGCUAAAGUCACAGGCGGUGCUCCUAAUAAGCUAUCCAAGAUCAAGGUGGUGAGGUUGUCGAUUGCCCAGGUGUUGACUGUUAUUUCUCAAAAGCAGAAGGCUGCACUGAGGGAGGCAUACAAGAAGAAGAAGUACUUGCCACUUGAUCUGCGCCCCAAGAAGACAAGAGCCAUCAGGAGAAGGCUAACCAAGCACCAGGCAUCGCUGAAGACGGAACGUGAGAAGAAGAAGGAAAUGUAUUUUCCCAUGAGGAAGUAUGCCAUUAAGGUUUAGGGUAGAUAGGUCAGAUAUGAUAUUUUAGAAUCUCGCAAAUUUUUUUAUGUUUGUCUUCCUGAAUGUGGAGUUUGACUUAGUGUUAAAUUGUUUUCUCAUAUUAAAUGAAAGCGUCUACCUUUUUGAUGUGUGUGGUAGUUAAGAGGA
Carica papaya (papaya) is the source of this 633-nucleotide messenger RNA. RefSeq names its product large ribosomal subunit protein uL29. Gene Ontology annotation, molecular function: mRNA binding; structural constituent of ribosome. NCBI's taxonomy places the organism in Eukaryota, Viridiplantae, Streptophyta, Magnoliopsida, Brassicales, Caricaceae. Gene Ontology annotation, biological process: translation; maturation of LSU-rRNA from tricistronic rRNA transcript (SSU-rRNA, 5.8S rRNA, LSU-rRNA). The record is from RefSeq and is a predicted model, not a curated record. Gene Ontology annotation, cellular component: cytosolic large ribosomal subunit; ribosome.